AUGCAAGGCCACCCUCUUCAACAAGCCAGAGAGACUAAUGUAUGGUACCCUUUUGAUGGGCUGGGUGAAUGGUCACUUGCAAAAUUCCUUGUCAAAAAUCUUUCCCAGACGCAGAUCGACAAAUUUCUCAAGUUAGACUGGUUCCAGACAAGGGAACGGCCGCAAUUCAAGUCGAAAGACGAGUUGUUCUUCUAUAUGCAGCAGCUUCCUGGCCGCAGGCCAAAAUGGCAAUGCACGAAACUUAAGCUCAAGGGCUACGAAAGUGAACAAGCAAUUCACCUCAUUUGGAGGGACACGUUGAAGGUUAUGAAGCAGCUUUUCACAAACCCGGUUUAUGUGAAACACAUGUGCUAUGACCCUCACUAUAUCUAUCAAGGACAAGAACACCAAUUUGGAGAAUUCUGGACGUCAGAUGAUGCAUGGAAGAUUCAGGAUCAACUACCAGAAGGAGCGACUAUCGUUCCGAUCGUCCUUGCCUCCGACAAAACUCCAGUCACAAGGCAUAUGGGUGGCCUUGAGAUGCACCCAUUAUUUCUAACGAUUGGAAAUAUCCAGGCCGAUGUCCGCAUGAAGGCUACGUUGCAUGCGUGGCGAUGUACUGUGUUCAUGCCAACACCCACUUUUGUUGUCAACUCUGACUUUCAAACUCUACUCCAUGCGCGUCUGUGGCAUAAGUGCAUGGAUCUUGUCUGUUCUAAUUUGAAGGUCGCGGCUCGUGUUGCCAGAAUGUGUUACUGUUUCACCCCUCUUCUCUUAUCAACCAUAGAGGCCAAAAAACUUUAUAUUAGUGGGGUGCACUUGCCAUACUGGAGAAACUGGAGGCACUCUAAUCCUGCAAGAUUCCUGACGCCAGAGAUUCUUCACACGCUGCACAAGUUCUUUUUCGACCAUGUUCUCAAAUGGAUCAAGCAGAUCAUGGGUCGCGAACUUGAUGUAUGGUUCAAGAGUCACCACAAACGCACUGGUAUAUGCCAUUUCUCUGGGGGUGUCUCUCAUGUCAACCAAAUGACAGGAUGGGAGCACCGAGACAUUCAACGCACGAUUGUGCCGACACUGUGGGGUGUGGCAAGUCCUGGCUUCAUCUGCGCUGGAAAGGGUGGUGCUAAGGACGACUUCUUCAUUCCGAAACUCGAACUCAUGCAAAGUUUCACUCGUGCAAUCUUCCAUGUUGGUUCACUCAUGCAGUGGACAGCAGACGUUUCAGAACAUCUUUUGAUAACGCACUGCAAACACCCAUUUGAACGCACAAGUCGUCAGCAAGACUUCGUCUCACAGAUCGCUCGCAUCCUCGAUCGCGAGGAGGCUAUCCGGCUGUUUGAUCUUUAUACGCUGCUAUCCUCGUCCUCAUCUAUGCCUGGCCAGGACCCUCUCAUCAAUGCCGUCAUCAUGGAGGAUGAAGAGAUCGCUAGCACGGAGAUGGAUCCCACUCUUGCUUGGGUCUCCAAUGCAAACCAAGCCGCCCAGCUACAUCUACAAGCACCGCACCCUGUUCGUAAUCACUUCUUAAAGGGUAUUUUAUCGGACAAUGCAUGUAUCGCCUUUAAUGUCACUGUGAAAGCAGAUUGCAGCCGUCUCAGUGUGUCUCAGCUGCAGUCAUCAUACAAUCUCCCUGAUUUUGCACACACUUUACACCUCUACGCAACCCGCAAUGGCUGUACACUCUCUGACCACCUAUCAUUCAAUAUGUGGUCCAAAUUUCGGAUUCAGUUAUAUUCCACGUUUCACACUUGCAGAAUCAUGCCGAGUCAGCAAAUUCAUGCCGAGCCACCUUCCGCUAAUUUUCCUAGAGGGAACUGCAAUGCCGUGUUAUUUAACCAGACGGGCGAUGGUGGGUCUUAUGUUGCUCAAGUACGAGCCAUAUUCCAACCAACCGUCCCCAGAGGUUCCUGUGUGCAGCUUCCUGAGCGUUUGUCUCAGGUGCUCGUAUAUAUUCAACACUUUGACUUCAUCGUGCCUGGCCCUGAACCAUCUACGGGCAUGUGGAUGGUCAGAUGGUCUUAUACUCGACUCUCUUCGCAGUCGGACAGGGUGAUCAGAUGCGGGUCCAUAAUCGCUCUCACAGACAUCACGCAUGCAGUGGAAAUUAUACCCGUCUAUCAAGGACCAUUGGGCAAGGACGUGAAUUCUGGGAACUCGCUGGAGGUGUUUGAUGACUAUUUCUUGAACAAUUUUGCAGACAAAGAGCUGUACCAUUCGCUAUCGGUAAUCUCAGACAAUUAG
This is a messenger RNA of Suillus fuscotomentosus, 2220 nucleotides long. RefSeq lists its product as uncharacterized. The transcript is spliced from 7 exons. NCBI's taxonomy places the organism in Eukaryota, Fungi, Basidiomycota, Agaricomycetes, Boletales, Suillaceae. The record is from RefSeq and is a predicted model, not a curated record. The coding region runs from base 1 to 2220 and encodes 739 amino acids.